UCUCUUUUGACGCAGUUUGGGAUUUGAUUAAUCCGGAAGUGAAGUGGGAGGAUGUUUUCACACAAUUUGAUUGGCAAGCGAUCAUAAGACACCCUCUCAAUCGUCUCCUCUUUUUGAAUUUCUACAACCGAUGUAAAGCCCACAAGAUGCAGUCGUUGUUUUCGUCUAGACGAUCAACCAUGGCAGUAGCGGACAGCGGCAACACUCAAUCUCGUUUGCAGGACAUAAUUUUUCUGUUGCAAAACAAAAAAGAAUCUCUGGCUGCAUCCCGCUCCCGUCUAAGUUUGACAAGCAAGCAGAUUCAAGAAAUCUGUUCUGCACUUUAUUCUUCAUCAUCUUAUUCACAGCAUGCAGAAUCUUCCUCCCUCCAUAAUUUGUUGUCAAAUGUAAAGGCUAUCAAAAUCAUUCCAGAACCUGCCAGUAGUUCUUCGCUCCUCAGUGAAACCAUUAAUUUGGCACCAUUUCAUCAGUUAACUCAUUUGGAAGUUAGAAACAUCCCCAUCGUUCACCUUAGCCACUUGUCCCAACUUCGGUCCCAACUGCAUCAUUUGGUUCUAUAUGCUUGUCUUGAUUCUCUGGAUGAUGCACUGCAAGGAUGUGGAGGUGACAAUUGCUCUGAAACAUUUCUCUGGUCAGAAUUGCACUCUCUUCAUGUCACUAGCUGUCAGACAAUUGAUCUUGGCACUGGACUCCAAUUAGCACCGUGGCUCAAAACUCUAAAUUUGACUUUCAAUGAGUUGACGGACAACUCUACACAAUCCCUUUCUACCCUAAUGACCCUACAUAGUCUCACACUAGACUUCAAUAGCCUUCAAAGGAUACCUGUCUUAGCCCCCAGCGCGAGGACCACAUUGAAAGUAUUAAAACUCAGGCAGAAUCAGCUAGAUAGUCUCAGAGGUGUGGAGCAAUUGGUUUCUCUGGAGGAAUUGGAUGUAGCAUACAAUUGCAUAUCUAGCGGGGAAGCAUUAUCGGCUUUAUCCUUUUUGCCACAUUUGGUUAAACUCAGUUUGGAGUUCAAUCCACUGAGUUAUGUCAAAGAAUAUCGGCUCGUAGUUUUGCGUCGCGUCUCGUCUGGCGUAAACCGAAAAAAGUUUCGACUAGAUGAACAGCUAUUAAGUUCCAUCGAAAAGGAUGCUGUGGGCACAAUGGCAGCUUUGUAUUCGAUUCAACCGGAAUUGAUCGGAACGUGGAGUACCUCCCGACUGCUUCAGCAACAAACGACGGUUUCCUCUUCUAUAGUGAACGAAAUAGACGAAAACAGCCAAAAUUCUCUAGGUGCAGUCGUUAGCGAAUUCCAGAGUUCCCUGGGUGGCUCGGAGAGAAUUCGGCCAUCUCCCUCGCCUGGCAAAACUCUGGAUCAAUCCAUCGCCGCGAUUAACCCAUUGUCGUUGUCAGCGGUGAAGCGUCGUAAAGCGAGCCGAAUGAGAGAAGUGGAAAUUGCUGAUCCCCCAAACCUUCUGCCAGCCGAUUCUGAUUCUUUCAUGAAAUCCGAUCAGAACACUAUGGUAUCCACUGUUGUGACCUUGCCGAAGCCAUCUGAACAACAGCCUGCAUCAAGCAGUUCAGGACAUUUGACUACCAAGCAACGAGUAGAAGAACUACGUCGUGUCUUUGGUCAAGAAAAUUGGCUGACUAGUCAAGCAGGAAACGAAGUUCGUUUGCUUCUUGGAUGGCAAGAAACUGAAACCCAGUUGACGCAAUCGGCCAACACCAACAACGAUGAGAUGCUCAACCCGGAUCAAGACACAAAAUCCGAGUCUUCGGGAAAGGAUGACGCUAUACUUGUACUAAAGUCUGAAAGCGAUCGGAAUCUUCCUAGCGAACAAACUUGCGUGAUCACCAGCCAAGGCGAUUCGAACGAUGAAGAUUCAGAUGAUCUUCAUGUCUUUGUCGUUCAACGUCAAAUCAAUUCGGAUUUGCAAGAGGAGCGUUUGAUGACCGUGUCGGCUGCUUAUCUCUGCGAAAAAAACUCUCUCAGCGGUCAGACACUUUCCUGCUGGAAGCGAUCGAGUCUGCAAUGCGUAACGGUUCUCCAACAAUCUGCUUCACCUCGUUCCGUAGUUCGAGUACAACUGCUCUUUUAUUCCAAUUUUCGCAACAGUACCGAAGCCAUCUAUGACAUGGAAAAAGAAGACUUUAGAGAAUUGGAAAAGAUUCUCGCAAGUUGCUCCGAGACAUCAACAACAACUGCUAAUCCAGAGAAAGAAGAAAGAUUACCUAAAGACGAUAUGAGCUGCAUGAAGUGCGACCGUAAAUUUCCUUUAGUUCAGGCGGCUAUAAAGCUACGCAGUUCAGCUGUUUCCUCUCCUCUUUUGAAAGGACAACUGGAGGAGUAUUCCGUCUGUCCGUAUUGUGCAAGUGAUAUGGUAUUUGCAUUGGAACAACAACAGGCAGUAGGUCCCACUGAAACCUGUGUCUCUGAAUCAAUGUCUUCUACAAGCAAUCAGUCAGGAAGUGACGUCAUCGUUACUUCCAAUGAGCCCUACUCUUCCAGUGUUAGCGGUGGUGAAGAAGUCUCCGAUACUUCAGAAGAAGGAAGUGUCGAAGUCGUUGCUGACAAGGUCAUGCGACUCGCCACCAUGACGGAGUAUUCGGUCUCCCCGUUGAACGCGAACGGCUCAAACCUCAACAGAAAGCCAACUGGCAAAUCCCUUUCAUCGCUCUCGCACAGUAGCAAGAGCAGUAGUCAAGCUAGUAAUAAGAAUAGUUCUUCAGCGGUUCGCUCUACUUCUUCUAUCCGCUCAACAUCGUCAUCGAUCCCGUCCUAUAACUAUUCCUACGCUGACUUUUCGCAAGUGGAUCAUCGGUUAAGACUUUACUGCGAAAUGUUCCUAUUGGGCCACCAAUCUGAGGAGUUCCAUGGCCUUAUCAAGAUUGAGUUGGUCACGAUGACCGCUGGCCCGAUGGAGGAAGAACUUACGCCAACUCCUGCCCUUUUGGUGAUAACCAGUCAUAAAGUCUAUUUUCUCCGCAUAACUCAAUCAAAUAGCAGUGAGCAACCAGAAAGUUGGCUAAACCUGGAAAUAAGUUACCCACUUAGUCAACUGGUUUCUAUGCUGACCGUCAUCGGCAAUCAAGGUGUUGUGCUUAAAUUUGGCACGGCUUUACCGCAUCUCGUGUUGCUCCGUGAUCAAAGAAGAACAAAGAACGUGAUCCAUUUCCUCACUGAUGUUCUCGAGAAAUCAGGAAUCAAAGCACCGCCGCCCCGGUUGGAUCUUAUGGCAGACCAAUGGCUGGCGUUGGAGGGGCUUGUCCGAGGAGACCGGGACACCGUUUCAACAUGUUCUGCGGAUGACGGAGACAUAGGGAUUGUAGGUUCGACGACGACCAAUCGCUUCAUGCCAGACAGCAAUUCCCGUGUCUUCCUCUUUUGCACCAGUUGCCGGGUAGAAUGGGGCAACAGUAAACAGCAAGAAACCCAUCAGCAAACGGCAACUUAUCUUAACACCGCUUUGAUGGUGACAAGUGAUCGAAUGGCAUUAGUGCGUGGAGAUCCCCGUUGGUUGACGAAUCAUCAAGUCCAAUUUAGAACAUGGGGCGUUUCGCUUCUCAGUCUCCAGCAACUUGUCAAUCUCAUCUCUCUGGAAAGCUUUGUAAGCAAACCAGAACAAAUUCGAUGUUACUUCUUGGAUGAGGCCUCUGGUAUGGAGGAAAAAUGGACUGUUUCGUUAGCUACCAGAGAGGCGGUUGACCAACUGAUAGAAGCAGUACGCUAUCCGUGGGAGGCCGUUUUCUCAGUGGAGCUGGAAAUCAACGAACUUGAUGAAUAAUCAAGUUUUCGUCUUCUGUUUUGAUGUAGAAUUGUUAUUCUUUUUUUGUUACUUUGCUGUAAACAGUCUGCGAAGUGCAAUUAUUUUGUUUCAACCAUGUCUUUGGAACUCAAGGUCUUAAUUACACUAUGAGCAUUCA
Daphnia magna is the source of this 3909-nucleotide messenger RNA. RefSeq names its product serine/threonine-protein kinase 11-interacting protein. The transcript has 13 exons. The record is from RefSeq and is a predicted model, not a curated record. Gene Ontology annotation, molecular function: protein binding. The coding region runs from base 147 to 3770 and encodes 1207 amino acids. Lineage: Eukaryota; Metazoa; Arthropoda; Branchiopoda; Diplostraca; Daphniidae. Gene Ontology annotation, cellular component: cytoplasm.